Messenger RNA from Fusarium pseudograminearum CS3096, 1437 nucleotides. RefSeq lists its product as uncharacterized. Gene Ontology annotation, molecular function: 7-dehydrocholesterol reductase activity. Lineage: Eukaryota; Fungi; Ascomycota; Sordariomycetes; Hypocreales; Nectriaceae. Gene Ontology annotation, biological process: brassinosteroid biosynthetic process; cholesterol biosynthetic process. The coding region runs from base 1 to 1437 and encodes 478 amino acids. The record is from RefSeq and is a predicted model, not a curated record. The transcript has 3 exons. Gene Ontology annotation, cellular component: endoplasmic reticulum membrane.
AUGACACCAAGCACAGAUAGCCUGUCGCAGACAGGCACUACGACUACGAUUGUUCGACCGCGGAAACAGAUACCAAUUGAAGCUACAGAGCUCACGACCAAGGACAAGAUCUCGACCGAUGCGGACGUUUGGGGUCGUGCAGGACUUGGACGGUCGUGGCUACGUUCUCUCGUUGGAGCUUCGCCGCUGUUUCUUGCGCCAAUCGGGUCGAUAUCCAUCUUCAUCACGCUCGUUCAGUACGAAGGAUCCUUCUCACUCUUUGCAGACGCAGUGAAGGAGUAUGGCUUCUGGAACAUCUGCGCCCAGUAUGGGCCUCAAAUCAACAUCAAGGGCAUUGCAGCAGUGAUCUGCUGGCUCGUCGUUCAGGCAGUUUUGUAUAUCUAUCUCCCCGGCGAGAACCACCAGGGACAGCUCACGCCAGCUGGAUAUCUUCUCGACUACAAGAUCAAUGGCCUCUCAGCCUGGAUCGUGACGCAUCUCCUGUAUGGCGGUCUCAGCUGGUUUGGCAUUCUGGACCCCGGUUUCAUACCCCGCAACUGGAGUAGUUUGAUUGGGGCCAUGAACUUAGCUGGCUUCCUUAUCUCGGCACUUGCUUUUGUCAAAGCGUACGUGGUGCCAUGUCAUCCAGAGGAUAGAAAGUUCAGUGGAUCCUUUUUAUAUGAUUUCUUCAUGGGAAUUGAGUUAAAUCCGCGGUUGGGUGAUAAAUUUGACCUCAAAUUGUUCAGCAAUGGUCGAGCUGGAAUGAUGGUGUGGACUUUGAUAGACUUCUCCAACAUGGCUUAUCAGUACCAAAAUCAGGGGUACGUUGAGCCAUCACUAAUUCUCGUGACAGCACUCCAGACGCUCUAUGUGCUAGACUUCUUCAUCAACGAAUCGUGGUAUCUCCGGACGAUUGACAUCGCUCAUGAUCACUUUGGCAUGUAUUUGAUCUGGGGCUGCUUUUGCUUUCUGCCAACAACAUACACGAUACAAGGGCAGUACCUUGGUCUGUACCCAUCAUCAGCCCCAACACCCUACCUGGCAUUCUUCUUUUCCCUUGGAGUAGCAGGCUAUGUGCUCUUCCGCGUUGUCAAUCACCAAAAAGACAUGGUCCGACGAACAGGGGGGAAAUGCACCAUCUGGGGCAAGCCGGCCGAGUGCAUCUCAGCACGAUUCCGAACCUCGGAUGGCAGACAGCACACGAGCUUGUUGCUCUGCAGCGGCUUCUGGGGCUGGUCUCGUCACGCAAACUAUGUAGGGGACUUGUUACUCAGUUUUAGUACGUGUGCACUGGUCGGUAGCACAAAGGCUGUGGUGUGGUGGUAUGCCGUCUGGAUGCUUCUGUUGCUUGUCCAUCGGUGUAUACGUGAUGAGAAGAGGUGCUCGGUAAAAUAUGGAGCUGCCUGGACUGAGUACUGCAAGCGCGUUCCUUGGCGAUUCAUUCCUGGUAUCUGGUAA